Molecule: messenger RNA, 2362 nt
Organism: Nycticebus coucang (slow loris)
Lineage: Eukaryota; Metazoa; Chordata; Mammalia; Primates; Lorisidae
Gene: TOP6BL
Product: chromosome 14 C11orf80 homolog
Exons: 14
Coding region: 331-2349 (672 amino acids)
Biological process (GO): meiotic DNA double-strand break formation; reciprocal meiotic recombination
Source: RefSeq, a predicted model, not a curated record
ACGGGAAGGGAGAGGAAGCAGAGAAAGACACUUUAUGAGGAGACGGGCUUUGUGAGGAGACCGCGGAAUUUGGGCAGAGGGGCGUUGCCCGAGGUGCAGGAGGAAGGUCGGGAAUGCAGUGAAAGGGUGACCAUCAGCCCGCCUCCCACGGGUUGUCAGGACAGACGGAAGCCGGGGCUUGGGAGCGCUGGGCACAGGCUCGCAGGGUUGUCGGUGAGGAGCAGCUGCUCAGGCGGGGGAACGUCCCCCACACGUCCCAGCUGAGGACGCCCGGGCUCAGAAGGCCGCGGGGUUUGCUCAAACUCAGCGGACACCAAGGGGCCGAGCCAGAUGCCAGCCUCGCUGGUGGCCGGCGCUGGUCCCAGCGCUUCCCUCGCCCGGUGCUGGGAGGGAAAGGCAACGAGCAGCCCUGAGGGCAAGUCGGGGAUCCGUGACGCAGGCAAGGAGGGGCAGGGUCGAGGAGGAGCGCGGGGCCCCGUCUCAGGUCGCGGGUCAGAGGAGGUUGGUGCAGACUCCUGGGUCCCAGGGCGGCUGCAGACGGGUGCGGCCCCCGACCUCGCCCGACCUGCUCUGCUUGAGAGCGCGGCGCGGAGCACCUGGCGCCCCCAGGGGCGGGCUCUGCCGGGCCAGCGCCGGAUUGGACGCUUCGCCCGCGCGGGCGGGGCCUGGGCGGCUAAAGCGGAAUCCCGGGCUCCCUGCCUUUUGUCAUCGGCUCAGAUACUGCAGAUUUUGAGAUACUUAAUAAUUCACUGGAAGUGUGAAAUAGGAGUAUCAAAGGGAGCAUUGCUAGAAGGACAGCUAAUGAUUUCCAUAGAAGCAUUACAUUCUAAGCACCAGGCAAAUGCUCUUCACUGUGUAACAACUAUUGCUCCUGUAGGAAGCCUUUAUGGUGGCUUUGUCCUCAAGAAGUUUCUAAAAGAAAUACAGUCCGUACUACCCAGAUUCUCUGCAAAGCUGAGCGGGAUUCCCGAGGACAGCAGCUGCUCCCAGCACACAUCAGCAGUAACACUCUUCCAGAUGAUUUUUGAGGUUGAUGAAAAGCCUAGAACUUUGAUGACAGAUUGUUUGGUUAUAAAGCAUUUUUUACAUAAAAUCACCAUGGUGCACCCUAAGAUCAGAUUUAAUUUCAGUCUAAAGGUAAAUGGAAUCCUCUCCAAGGAGAUCUUUGGGGUAGAGAAUGAACCCACAUUGAAUCUGUGGAAUGGAAUUGCUCUUGUCGUAAACUCGCAGCAUUAUGUAAGACCAAAAUUUGGUACAACUGAAUCAUGCUGUAGCAGAAUCCACCCUGUGCUAGGACAUCCAGCAACACUUUCCAUCUCUGACGACGUGAUUGGCAGGGACUUGUCAGGAGAGCUAACACUGACGCCAGCUGCUGCUCUCUGCCCUACCCCGAAGGACUUUUCCAACCAGUUGAACAGGAUUUCUUCAGUUUCCAUAUUUCUGUAUGGACCUUUGGGUCUGCCUCUGAUGUCAAGUCCAGAGCAGCCAGUUACUAAUGUCUUCAGAGAUACCUCUUAUUUCAUUGACUGGAAAAAAUACCACUUGCAUGUGGUGCCCAAUUUGGAUCUCAAUUUGGAUAGAGAUUUGGUGCUUCCAGAUAUGAGUUACCAGGUGGAAUCCAGCAAGGGGGCUCAGUCCCAGAACGCAGACACUCAGGGACACACUCUGCUGCUUUUUCUCUUUCUGGAUUUCCACAAUGGGUUUCCAGCCCAGCAAAUGGAAAUCUUGAGGGUUCAUACUCUGCUCACAACUCAUCUCAGUACCAUCCUUGCAGAGAGCCACAGUGUGGUACAAGAUGCCAUCCAGUUCACUGUGGACCAGGUCUUGGAGCAGCAUCACCAGGCUGCCAAGGCAGCUGACACACAGGAGUUUGGGAUCAAACUGCACAAAGCAUUUCAUGAGAUUACCCAGCACCCAUUUCUUUACCACUGCUCAUGUGAGGUGAAGCAGCAGACCCCAGAGAAAAAGGAUUCAGCCCAGAGCACUGAGGAUGCAUAUGAGGAAAGCAACCUGGCACCCCAUGCUGAGAUCUGCCGGCCGGAGGAAAACAAGAGGCUCCAGAGCGGCCGCCUCCGCUGGGUCGUUGAGACGACGCGCGCUCCCCAUUCCGCCAGGGCCCCGCGCCGCCCAGAGCCCCCCGCGGCCUCCCUCAUCCCUAGCGGAGAAGAGGCCCACGGCAAGGCCCCGGCGCCAAGCAGGGCGAGCCCCGGGAGCCGCCUAGAGGUGACCGGCGCGGGGGGCGCGGCCCGUAGUCCUCACCCCGUGACCGCUCUGCACCCGCAGGACGCUCUGUGGCUGCAGGAGGUCUCCAACCUGUCCGAGUGGCUGAGUCCUAGCCCCGGACCCUGAGCCGAACCCCGUC